AUGUCUGACAGGCGGGAUUCAGAAAAAGAAAAACUCAGUACUCUUUCUGAUGUGGCAAAAUUCAACUAUGCCUUGAAGCAGUUUCAGACACUGAUUGGAAAAACAGUCGCCCAGAAGAGGGAGGAAAGAUUAGGGAUGUACAUUAAAGAUCAGGAUGAAAUAGAUUAUGAUAAAUUCUAUGAGACAGUACAAACCCUCUUUGGUCCAGAAGUGAAGGAUCAAGAUGUUAAGACCUUUUUCAGGAAGAUUAGCAACAAUCCUGAUGGAAGAAUAGAAUGGUGUGAGAUCUUUGGCUAUUUUAUAGUAGAAGGUGAUGCCCUCGCUUCCCAGCUAGAUGAAGAAAACAUGGUUUUCCUGGUGUCCCGAAGACAGCGGAUUACAAAAGCAGGUGUCAAGAGACGAGAUGUGAUUAAGUGUAUAGCAAAGGUGCCACAAUUGGAUUUCAUGGUAACAGCAUCUCAGAAAGGAACGUUAACCAUUUUUAACAGUCAGAUGAGGGUUCUGACAAGCACAAACAUUGCAGAUAGUUCCUGGGUUACUGGAUGUGAUUAUCUUACUCAGCUCAAACGGAUUGUUGCUGUAACUGAAAGGACUGUUGUCGUCUGGGAUUAUAAAUCACAAGGCAGCUGCCAGGAUAAUUGCUUUAUCAUCAAACCAAUGGAACAUUGUCUGCUGUGUGUUUGUACGGUGAAUUUAGGAGAUCAGCUAGCUAAGGAUGACAUCCUAAUGGGAGAUGAUGGGGGUCAUGUCAACCUUUUUACAGUGACCAGCGAUGACUUUGGACUAAAGCAAUCGAAAGCCAAAAAGAAAUCACAAUUGCAGAUCCUGGACUCCAGGAAAUUCAAGAAUAUUAAACGAAAACUCCAUGAUGACUGGGUUGUGAAGGUUAAGUUUAUCUCUGCCCUGAAUUGUUUUGGAUCCUGCUCCUUAGACAGUGUUCAUUCGUUCGUUUUGGAUGACUUAAAGAGACUAGAGGACAACUUACCUGUCAGGGAGUUUUCUGUCCCAAGAGGAGUUAAUGCCUUCACAUACUGUGGAAAAGCAAAUAUCAUUGUUACUGGAGGUGAUGAUAAAGUUCUACGUUUAUGGCAUCCCAAUAUAAACACCAAGCCAGUGGGCAAGUUGUUGGGACACUUAUUUAGUGUCAUGGAGAUUGUCACAAAUGAAAAAGAUCAGCACAUUAUUAGCCUUUCCACUGCGAAG
This is a messenger RNA of Chrysemys picta bellii (western painted turtle), 1203 nucleotides long. The record is from RefSeq and is a predicted model, not a curated record. NCBI's taxonomy places the organism in Eukaryota, Metazoa, Chordata, Testudines, Emydidae.